GCAGGAGGAGGAGCUGUGGAGCAGAAAUCGGCUGCGGGUUCAGAGGGGCGGCUCUGCCUCCUCAGAAAGGAGGGAUCAGGGCAGGAGCUGGGAGGGAGGAUGGAAAAGGAGGAAUAAAUCACGAUUCCUUAGUGAAAAACUUCGGGAAGCCACAAGGGCUGAGGAGGAAAACUCGGCUUUUUGGGUUUUGCUUUUUUGUUUUAAUUUAUUUAUUUCUUUUUUUAACCCUUUUUUUUUUUUUUUUAAUAAUCGUGUCACCACCCUCGUGCCGGUAACGCAAGAAAUUCCAACUUUCCCCCCCCCACCCCCCAGGUGAUCCCGUUUUUCCCGCAGAGAUGUCUCUGAACCAGAUGCAAAUCAAGCAGGAGCUCACGCUCCCUCCCGGUUUGGGUAAAACCACCCCAAAACAGAACCCGGAGCUGUCGCAGCAUCCCCAAAUCCCGGUGCCCGCCCCAUGCCCCGAGCCGCUCCCAGCGAUGCCAAAAUGCCCGGAAAAAGCGAUUCCAGCGCCGGGCGUGGAACCGGGACAAGGGGAAGCUCCGGUGCCGCAGUGCCCGCCCCAGGAGCAGCAGCAGCAGCAAAGCGAAUUCCCUCCAAAAUUCCCCCCGGUGUCCAUCCCUGACCCUGUCCAGUGCGCCCAGGAAAAACAGGAAUGCAAGGAAAUCCCGGUGUCCAUCCCAGAAAAACAGGAAUGCAAGGAAAUCCCGGUGUCCGUCCCAGAAAAACAGGAAUGCAAGGAAAUCCCGGUGUCCGUCCCAGAAAAACAGGAAUGCAAGGACACCCCUGUUCCCAUCCCAGUUUCAUGCCCUGAACCCAUUCCAUGUGUCCAGGAAAAGCAGGAAUGCCACGAAACUCCGGUGCCAAUCCCGAUUUCGUGCCCUGAACCCGUCCCGCAUUCCCAGGAAAAACAGGAAUGCAAGGAAAUCCCGGUGUCCAUCCCAGAAAAACAGGAAUGCAAGGAAAUCCCGGUGUCCAUCCCAGAAAAACAGGAAUGCAAGGAAAUCCCGAUCCCAGUCCCACUCCCAGACCCCACCCCGUGCUCCCAGGAAAAGCAGGAAUUCCAGGAGAUCCCUGUUCCCAUCCCGGAGCAGCGCUCCCUUCCCGAGAAAUUCCCUCCCCUGGAGCAGCAGCUGGAGCAGCCCAGCCUGUGGCAGAAGUAG
This is a messenger RNA of Cinclus cinclus, 1160 nucleotides long. RefSeq lists its product as uncharacterized. Bases 336 to 1160 code for a protein of 274 amino acids. The transcript has 2 exons. NCBI's taxonomy places the organism in Eukaryota, Metazoa, Chordata, Aves, Passeriformes, Cinclidae. The record is from RefSeq and is a predicted model, not a curated record.